This is a messenger RNA of Pongo pygmaeus (Bornean orangutan), 2855 nucleotides long. It is a transcript of the gene MLF1, whose product is annotated as myeloid leukemia factor 1. Lineage: Eukaryota; Metazoa; Chordata; Mammalia; Primates; Hominidae. The record is from RefSeq and is a predicted model, not a curated record. The coding region runs from base 1853 to 2659 and encodes 268 amino acids. The transcript is spliced from 7 exons.
GUCAUUAGAUCCGAACUACUUUCACAAGCUUCAGCUAAUUCCCUGACUAACCUGUGCCUGGACUAAAGCUUUUAUAACAAUGUGAUUCUAAAAAAAUUCCCACAGAAACUAGAGGGUAACAUUACAAAUUUGCUUGGCCUUAAUCCAGAGCUAUUUUAACACUAUCUUUUAUCACAUAACUUACUCCAUUUGAACUUUUUUUUUAAGUGUGGCCUCCUUCACAUCUUGUGCUUGUACUAUUUUAAAGAGAAAAACAAUGUAAGGUCUUGUAAAACAAUUUUGUUUGCCUUGAAAUUUAUUUAGAAAUUUUAGAAAUUUUGUGUAUAUACUCUCUGAGCUUUAUUCUGAGUCCAGAAGAAAAGAAAAUAUCCUCUUUCCUGGAUGGGCUGUGCCAUCUCAUCUUGGGCUGUGAAGUCUGCCCUACCCCAUGCCACCAGUCUCAGGGGAAGGAAGCUGCCAGAGAACUUGGCUAAAAAAGGGGGGUGGGGAGUAAAAGAUCCAAAGGAUUAAAUUUCCAGCUCUCAAAAUAACCCCUGACUACUCCUGUCACCUCCAAAUCAGGGCUUGCACACUUCUUCAUGCUGGCAAAGUGCCACCCCUCUGGCCUGAUCCCAGGGUGCCCUGAUGAGCUAUGGACGCCCCUUUAUCUCUGCAAGACAGCCCUGUAGAGAAGCUGGGGAGCUCACUGAAUUAAGGGUGGACAUGCAAGAUGUAUUUUCUCUUUUCUUAUACUCUUACCAUUCUUCUCCUUAAUCUCUCUUCUGUCUUCUCCUCCAUCUGUCUCCAGGCUCCUGAAAGACCCCGUGAUAGUGUUUUCUAAAACUUAGUAAUUCGAGUACCACUAUCACGAUGUUCCCCUCCCCUGCUCUCCCUACCCCACCACCCCACCAUAUCCAAAUCCCACCUGUUCUAUUUGAUAGCUUACUUUUUCACUUAAAAAUGCAAAAUCUAGCUCUUGAUGUAUAGCACUGAUUUAAAUUUAAAAUCAGUUUCCUUGCCAUAAAUAGAAAGCUCCCUGAUAAAUAUAUAGUAGUGGAAUUUUAGUUGGAUAUGGCUGCUUGCUGCAGGCCUGUGCCUGAAACCUGCUGUUAGGUUAAGAAAUGCUGGAGAAGUGUUAAAAACAUAUCAGCAUCGCAGUGAGACUUGAUCUUUGAAAGAGAGACACAGAAAGACAACCGAAAAGAGAGCAGCUUUCUCAAGAGGUAAAUAAGUUUGUUGAAAUCUGAUAGGCUUCAUCCCAUUUCCUUCAACAACUGAGUACACUAUUUGCUAACUGUACUAAAAAACGUUUUGCACAUUUUUUUCUUAUUAUUUGCUCACAGCUUUUGACUACCAGAGAAUGUUUCGGAUACAGGACUAAUUCCUGUGGAUGACAGAAUGCGACCAUUGAAGGGGACAUUGGGUGUCAUCUGGUCCAAAUCUUGACCCCUUUUCAUUUUCCCCGAAAAAAAGACUUGCGGCUUGGAACCGAGGGCGGCAUGCCCAAGGUCACAGAAAGGGUGGUCUAAUGUUUUGGUUCCUGCAGCCCAGAGAACAAGCUAUCCCAUCCCACUGGAGCCUGGGCGAAAAGCUGCCCGGCCGGCGCAAGGCCAGACUUCUCGCCUUCACUGUGUUGAUUGCGGUUGCCAGGGCAGCGGCGCAUUGCUCCCCGCCUCGUCCUGGUGACGUCACAGAGCAAUGUCCAAUGGGAAAGCAGCUCGGUGUCACUCACCUCCUUUCCCGGCGGGCACCGCCUGCGCCGCGGCGAGUGAGGCGUCGUCCGUGCUGGAGGCAGGCUCCGGUCGCGGCCGCGGCGAGUUAACAUCGUUUUUCCAAUCUGUCCGCGGCUGCCGCCCCGCAAGACAGAGCCAGAAUGUUCAGGAUGCUGAGCAGCAGUUUUGAGGAUGACCCCUUCUUCUCUGAGUCCAUUCUUGCACACCGAGAAAAUAUGCGACAGAUGAUGAGAAGUUUUACUGAACCCUUUGGAAGAGACUUGCUCAGUAUCUCUGAUGGUAGAGGGAGAGUUCAUAAUCGUAGAGGACAUAAUGAUGGUGAAGAUUCUUUGACUCAUACAGAUGUCAGCUCUUUGCAGACAGUGGACCAAAUGGUGUCAAAUAUGAGAAACUAUAUGCAGAAAUUAGAAAGAAACUUUGGUCAACUUUCAGUGGAUCCAAAUGGACAUUCAUUUUGUUCUUCCUCAGUUAUGACUUAUUCCAAAAUAGGAGAUGAACCGCCAAAGGUUUUUCAGGCCUCAACUCAAACUCGUCGAGCUCCAGGAGGAAUAAAGGAAACUAGGAAAGCAAUGAGAGAUUCUGACAGUGGACUAGAAAAAAUGGCUAUUGGUCAUCAUAUCCAUGACCGAGCUCAUGUCAUUAAAAAGUCAAAGAACAAGAAGACUGGAGAUGAAGAGGUCAACCAGGAGUUCAUCAAUAUGAAUGAAAGUGAUGCUCAUGCUUUUGAUGAGGAGUGGCAAAGUGAGGUUUUGAAGUACAAACCAGGACGACACAAUCUAGAAAACACUAGAAUGAGAAGUGUUGGCCAUGAGAAUCCUGGCUCCCGAGAACUUAAAAGAAGGGAGAAACCUCAACAAAGUCCAGCCAUUGAACAUGGAAGAAGAUCAGAUGUUUUGGGGGACAAACUCUACAUCAAAGGCUCAUCUGUGAAAAGCAACAAAAAAUAAAUAGCCAUGCAUUUGAUUUGUUUAGUUUUGGUUGUUUUAACAGUUAGUAAUGGUGCUGGGUAAUAAGCAUAAGACCAAUCUCUUGCUGUUAAAUCAGUUCUGUCCUUGGCAACUUUCUUGUGAUAUCUGAAUGUUCAUGAAGGUCCUAGCUUUAUAUUGUCCCCCUUUAGGAAUAAAAUUUUGAUUUUCAACAGUG